Racocetra fulgida is the source of this 606-nucleotide messenger RNA. The record is from the annotation of a GenBank genome assembly. NCBI's taxonomy places the organism in Eukaryota, Fungi, Glomeromycota, Glomeromycetes, Diversisporales, Gigasporaceae.
AUGGAAGCGGAUCAUAUGACCGAAAUUUCUGAGACGGCCCGUCCCGGAAAAAUCUUACCCAUACCUGAAGAAGAUUCAUUAUCCACACCAACUAAGGCAGAGAUCAAUGUCGACUAUGAUGAUGUAUAUUUUGAUGAAGAAUUUGAUUAUGAUUCCACACCUCGGACAGUGAAAGAAAUGAAUAAAGAGGUUGCUUCGCAAUCAGUUAAGAUAGGCGACGACUCAGAUUCCGAUGAAUCAAUAGACUCGAACCACCCAAUCCACGACAUUCUCUUGCGUGAAGAAAUUGCUCGAUUAGAGCGAAUCUCUAAUUCUCCAGGUAAUUCAGCACCCACGCCUCAAAUGACCCCAGCUAAGGCAGAUAACUACGAUGAUGUGUACUUUGAUGAAGAGGAUUUAAAGGAAGAAGAAGUAGAAACGAACAAAGUUAAGUCGGAUAAUGAAAAUAAUUCUGAAGAAGAGAUGCCAGAUGAAUCGGAUGACGAUGGAUAUAGUGGAUGUGGUGGAUAUAAUGAAUAUGGUGAAUCUGAUAGAGGUUAUUAUUAUGAUUUAAGUAGCGGGAAAAAAACUUAUAAAAAUUCUGAUUAUAUAAUUAGCGCAUAUUAA